AUGGAGAAAGUCCCAGAUCUGCACAGGACGGAGGAGCUAUCGGCCAUCGCGGUGGACUACUGCCCCGAGGUAUGCCAGCAUUUUCCAGAGCAGCGAGAGAUCUCGGUGACUUUCGAUGAGCGCGGUGGUGCUCGCUGGAGGAGCACCCGCAGGUUUAGCAGCGGAACUUUCAGCGCCAAGAUCAAGACGCCGUCGGGGAACACGAGCGGCCUCAACUCGAGCUUCUACCUCUCGACGCUCGAGGGGCCGAGAGACCAGGACGAGAUCGACUUCGAGUUCCUGGGGAAGGACAAGGGGACCGUCCAGACCAACUUCUACACGCACGGCACGGGCGGCCGGGAGGUGAUCCACGAUCUCGGCUUCGACAGCUCGCAAGAGUUCCACGAGUAUACGAUCAAGUGGGAGCCGGACAGGAUCGAGUGGCUCGUGGACGGGAAGUCCAUCCGGGUAGCCGAGAAGAAAACGAAGGAAGGCCCGGAAGAACACGAAGGGAAAGUUGGAGAAGGAGAAGGAGUCAAAGAAGGCAAGGGUGCAGGAGAAGAAGCUCUUGAAGAAGAAGAAGACGAAGGAUUUCCUACGGGGCCUUGCUUUCUCUACGCAUCCGUGUGGAACGCCGGAGAAGUCAACGAGGGUCUUUGGGCUGGUCCUUACAUCGGCUGUGACGUGCCUUACGUGUGUGUUUACAAGGACGUCUUUGUUCCAUGCCACUGA
This is a messenger RNA of Selaginella moellendorffii, 711 nucleotides long. Its product is annotated as xyloglucan endotransglucosylase/hydrolase protein 31. Gene Ontology annotation, molecular function: hydrolase activity, hydrolyzing O-glycosyl compounds. The transcript has a single exon. Lineage: Eukaryota; Viridiplantae; Streptophyta; Lycopodiopsida; Selaginellales; Selaginellaceae. Gene Ontology annotation, biological process: carbohydrate metabolic process. The record is from RefSeq and is a predicted model, not a curated record. Bases 1 to 711 code for a protein of 236 amino acids.